This is a messenger RNA of Mucor mucedo, 1087 nucleotides long. RefSeq names its product P-loop containing nucleoside triphosphate hydrolase protein. Gene Ontology annotation, molecular function: GTP binding. The coding region runs from base 24 to 947 and encodes 307 amino acids. NCBI's taxonomy places the organism in Eukaryota, Fungi, Mucoromycota, Mucoromycetes, Mucorales, Mucoraceae. Gene Ontology annotation, biological process: SRP-dependent cotranslational protein targeting to membrane. The record is from RefSeq and is a predicted model, not a curated record. Gene Ontology annotation, cellular component: cytoplasm. The transcript has a single exon.
CUUUUGCCCUUCCUUCUUUCAUCAUGUCUCAAUUAGUGUACAGCAAGUUGCCACAGACUACAGCCUCCUUGGAACAUAUUCUUAAGCAUUUUAAAGCUUAUUCAGGAAAAGGUCCCAUGAUGGUAGGUGUCUCGGGUUGUCAAGGAAGUGGCAAGACAACUUUAUGCGAGACCCUCACCGGGUUACUAAAGACCGCAGGCUACAAUGUGGUUCACUUUUCGAUGGAUGAUCUCUAUCUUACUCGUCAGGACCAAAUACGAUUAUCCAAUCAAUACCCCCAUAACCCAUUAUACCAACAACGAGGACAGGCAGGAUCCCAUGAUCUUUUGUUGGCACAAGAGACAUUGGAAGGGUUAAAGAAAAAGGAAAAGGGUAUCACCCUCUUACCUGUGUAUGACAAGUCAAAAUACGGUGGUAUGGGAGAUCGAUUAGAUAAAAGUGUUUGGAAGGAGGCACAAGCGCCUUUACAGAUGGUUCUGUUUGAAGGUUGGAUGCUUGGAUUUAAACCGUUAUUAGCUUUACCACAAGAAGAAAAAUUGAGUUGUUCAAGAGAGGAUGCGGAGGUCAUGAAUGAACAUUUGAAGGCAUAUGAAGAUCUAUUGUAUCCCUAUCUUGAUAUUUUCAUUCAUUUAUCACCCAAGGAACGGGAACAAGUGUAUCAAUGGAGAUUAGAGCAGGAACAUCAUAUGAAGGUAUCUCGUGGUGUAGAAGGAUUAUCGGAUGCUCAAGUGAAAGCCUUUGUGGAUACUUACAUGCCUGCCUAUCAAUUGUAUUUACCUCGAUUGGAUAAAGUGGGAUUCUUUGGUCUGGGUGAGCAAGGUGAACCCAAGAAGGAUUAUGAGGGACCUAAUAGAAAAGAUGGUGGUUAUAAUGGAUCUAAUAAGCAUCUAAGAAUCGUAUUGGAUUCUCAUCGUCAAGUUAUACAAUCCUUGACCAUUCCACCCUAACCAAUUAAACAACAACAAAAAAAAAAGUAUUCACAGUCCGCCCCACUCUCCAAUGGAGAGAGACACCCACCCAUACACACACACACACACAGACAAAAAAAAAAAAAAAGAAUAAAAUUUUUUCCUUUUCCACCUCUGUA